Messenger RNA from Carassius carassius (crucian carp), 1905 nucleotides. It is a transcript of the gene tbx19, whose product is annotated as T-box transcription factor 19. The coding region runs from base 188 to 1504 and encodes 438 amino acids. NCBI's taxonomy places the organism in Eukaryota, Metazoa, Chordata, Actinopteri, Cypriniformes, Cyprinidae. Gene Ontology annotation, cellular component: nucleus. The record is from RefSeq and is a predicted model, not a curated record. Gene Ontology annotation, biological process: mesoderm formation; positive regulation of DNA-templated transcription; regulation of transcription by RNA polymerase II. The transcript is spliced from 8 exons. Gene Ontology annotation, molecular function: RNA polymerase II cis-regulatory region sequence-specific DNA binding; DNA-binding transcription factor activity, RNA polymerase II-specific.
GAGAGCUGAAGGAUCAGAUCAAACACACACACACCUCCUACUAAAGAGAGUCGUUUUUCUAUGAUUGAAGCCGUCCUAAAGUUGUGUUAGGCACAACGUUACGUCUAAAUCUUCUCAUAAAUUCUAGAAAGCUAAAGUUAAAGUUAUUUUGUACUUGUCAAGCGCGUGUGAGAUUUGCCCGUCACUCAUGAAGGUAGAGGAAGAGCUUAGGAGCGGCGGCGGAGCGGUGACCGGUGCUCGGGGCACCAACGACUGCUGCAUCACCAGACUGCUGAGCGUCGUUGAGAGCGAGUUACAGGCCGGCCGAGAGAAGGGAGACCCCACUGAGAAACAGCUCAAAGUCACCCUGGAAGAUUCCGAACUCUGGAGGAAAUUCAAAGAAGUGACCAAUGAGAUGAUUGUGACCAAGAACGGCAGGAGGAUGUUUCCAGUUCUGAAAGUCAGCGUGACGGGUCUGGAUCCCAACGCCAUGUAUUCGUUCCUGCUGGACUUCAGCCCUGCAGACGGUCACCGCUGGAAGUACGUGAACGGCGAGUGGGUUCCUGCGGGCAAACCUGAGCCUCACAGUCACAGCUGCGUCUACAUCCACCCCGACUCACCCAACUUCGGUGCCCACUGGAUGAAGGCCCCGGUGUCCUUCAACAAAGUCAAACUAACCAACAAACUCAAUGGAGGCGGACAGAUCAUGCUGAAUUCUCUCCAUAAGUACGAGCCUCAGAUUCAUAUUGUUCGUGUAGGAGGCAGCCACAGGAUGGUCACCAACAUCUCUUUCACAGACACGCAGUUCAUCGCUGUAACAGCCUACCAGAAUGAAGAGAUAACUGCACUGAAGAUAAAGCACAAUCCAUUUGCCAAAGCUUUCCUUGAUGCAAAGGAAAGGAGCCAUCCUAAGAAUCAUCUCGAACUGCCAGCUGAAAACCAGCAUAUGGGCAUCCCGCACUGCGGAUGGUUCAUAUCAAAUCCCGACACCCUGUGUUCUGCCAGUGGUGGGAACUUUCCGUACCCAGGAGGUUUACCGCUCACUCCCCAUCAUGGGUACAAACACUACCCAGGCCUGCAUGGGCACCGAGCAGCCCCCUACCCAUCACCCUACCUGCCCCGCCAUCAUCACCACCACGGCCAUAACUCAGUGUCUCUAUCUGAGAAUCUGAGUCCAGGUGCUGUGCAGAUGUUCUCUGGUCACGAGGGAUGGACAGGUGUGUCGUCUUCUGGUCCUGCUGCGAUGCUGUCUGUGCAGCCCGCUCCAAGCUCUCCUGGAGCCAGCAGUCAGUAUCCAUGCCUGUGGACUGUGAGCAGUUGCACGGUCUCAUCCAGUCCUCCGGGGGGCAUUGUGAGUGCCACACAUAGCCAGGAGGAGCCCGGAGAUGGAGGCUCCACCUCAACAUCACCCUGCUCUCUGCUGCAGGGCCACGGACCAACCAGCUCUGAGGGUCGUGUGGAUCAAGCCAAUCACAGUAGGGUAGGCGGGUUAAGCUGGCCUUCUGUCUCCACCCACUCAUUUUGAGUGUUCUCGUUUAUUUGCAAAGAAAGAAAUGUACAUGGUCUUUGAAGAUUGUAAGUGUACAGCUGGUUCUGACAUGUCAAUGGUCCUGUCCCAAUUGACUCCAUCAGCCAUUUCUCUGUCUAACUUCUUUUAUCUUUUAUGGUAGAAAAAUUGAAACUGUUUGUGCUUUCAGUGUGUUGUAAACUUGUCGUAAUAUUGUAUUUUGGUAUAUUAUAUUAAGUCAUUGCAAUGGAUCUGAGCACAGCUUUUGUGUUAAUGUUGUCGUCAAAGUCAGUGAUCAUCUAACAGCUGCAGAGGUCAUGGGUUCAAUUCCCAGAGAACACACAUGGUGAUUAAAAAAAGAAAUAAUUCGCAUAAAAGCAUCGGUCCUAUAAUUAUAAAUGUACAUUAACGUUCAAAAG